Messenger RNA from Lytechinus variegatus (green sea urchin), 3332 nucleotides. Its product is annotated as adenosine 3'-phospho 5'-phosphosulfate transporter 1-like. NCBI's taxonomy places the organism in Eukaryota, Metazoa, Echinodermata, Echinoidea, Temnopleuroida, Toxopneustidae. The coding region runs from base 118 to 1491 and encodes 457 amino acids. Gene Ontology annotation, molecular function: 3'-phosphoadenosine 5'-phosphosulfate transmembrane transporter activity. Gene Ontology annotation, cellular component: Golgi membrane; endoplasmic reticulum membrane. The transcript is spliced from 4 exons. The record is from RefSeq and is a predicted model, not a curated record. Gene Ontology annotation, biological process: transmembrane transport.
UUCCUACCCGGCGCCGGUAUCGAUAGCCGACGUCGACGUGUCUUGAUCUUGCUAGUUCACCGACACAGUCAACAUUGAUUUUGAAGUCUAAGAUCUGGAAAUUGAAAUCAAGUGAAGAUGACUGCUUUCAGACAACCCAAUAAUACUAGGCCAAGUUGUGUCAGUGCUGCCAUCUUAAUGAGCCUCUUCAUAUGCCUUGCUAGUGUUCAUAUAGCAAAUGCAAAAGGAGAAGAUGAAGCUUCUACUGAAGGCUGGAUGGACUAUUGGUUUAUCAGAUUGGCACUAAAUGUUCUUGGCUACCUGUCAGUGAUUGUUCCUGCUUGGCUGGUGAUUCGCUAUGUCAGAAGCUCUGGAUACUUGGAAAGGGGAGGUGAGGAUCCCUCAGGUCAUGGCUGUUGGUACAAUACUGUCAAAUCAUGUGUAUCUGGGUCAGACGAAAUCAAAGCAAGCUUAGAGGAAGGAGGUAGCAAGGCUACAGUGACUGAGAAACCAAAGAUGAACCGUGGUUUCGUGCUGCUAUUUUGUGUGGCUGGCCUGCAAGGAUCAUAUCUUUCAUGGGGAGUCCUUCAAGAACGUAUAAUGGCACAUGAAUAUGGCAAAGAUGCACAUAAUCCAGGAGAAACGUUCACCAACUCCCAAUUCCUAGUGUUCAUGAACCGCAUCCUUGCUUUCAUGGCUGCUCUGGUUUUCAUGAACUUCACUGCUCAACCUCGUCACACUGCACCUCUCUACAAGUACUCCUACUGCUCUUUGUCCAAUAUCAUGAGUAGCUGGUGCCAGUAUGAGGCUCUCAAGUUUGUCACCUUUCCUACUCAAGUCCUGGCCAAAGCUUCCAAGAUCAUUCCUGUGAUGCUGAUGGGGAAGGUUAUAUCUGGCAAAACAUACGAGUACUACGAGUACAUCACAGCUGUGAUGAUCUCUGUUGGUGUGGCACUGUUCUUGUUGUCCCAGGGAGGGGAUCACAAAGGGUCAACUGUGACAACGUUAUCAGGGGUCAUCAUCUUGGUCGGUUACAUGGCCUUUGAUAGCUUCACCUCUAAUUGGCAGGCAGACUUGUAUAAGACAUACAGUAUGUCUAGUAUUCAGAUGAUGUUUGGUGUCAACCUCUUUUCCUGCCUGUUCACCAGUUGGUCUCUUAUAGAACAGGGUGGGUUCUUUGAGGGAAUCGGCUUCAUGCUCAAGUACAACACCUUCAUGUUUCAUGUAGGACUACUCUCACUGUUCUCAGCCACUGGACAGCUCUUUAUCUUCUACACCAUCUCCCAGUUUGGUGCGGUCAUCUUCACCAUCAUCAUGACCACCCGUCAGGCCCUGGCUAUCCUCCUCUCUUGCAUCAUUUAUGGCCAUCCUCUCAAUUUCCAGGGCAUUAUGGGUGUCAUAGUGGUAUUCAUUGCCCUCUUCCUCAGGGUAUAUGCAAGACAGCGCAAGUCUGGGCAGAAGCCCAAACCUCCCCCUGCUCAAGAAUCAUCCCUGGGUCCGACCAAGACAUGACUAGGCAGUCAUAGAUCUAGUCGUACUCACCAUUUGUAAGCCCGUGCUGUGACUAAAGUGCUCACCUUGUGCCAUGAUCUGAUAAAAGCUCUCCUUUUUGAAGAAAUUUUCAAAAAUAUUACCCCGUAAAUACGUGUACAGUAGGGCCAUCUCUGAUCUACCAAAGAUUAAUUCUCCUCAGAUACAGAAAUGAUUUAUUGAUUUAUUUAGUCAUGCUUUUAGGGGGAAAUUGCAAUGUUAGAUCCUCCAGAAAAUGAAAUUACAUAAUCCAUUUGAUUUAAUUGGAAAAAUGAAAUUUAGCCACUGAAUGCAUUUUGUGAAUAUCCAAGAGCUUCAUUCAUACCAGGUGAAUUAACUAUGAAUUAUGUACAUAGGCCUAUAUUAAAUGUUAGUGUUUUGUGGUGGUUUAAAUUAUUUGUACUUGUUUUCCACAUUUGUUCUUCAAUAUUUACAGCGUGCUGUCAAGGUUAAUUUCUUUCAAAAGUGAGGCAAUUAUCUAGACAUGGCUUCAAAGACAUUUGUAAAUAACUAACUGUAUAUUUGAGCAUAAGAGUAUUUCACAUCAAGUCUCGACAUUGAAAAAAAUGUCUUUCCGCUGAAUGUCUAAAUGUUAUCUUGGUGAAAAUGAGAAUGAUACACAUUUAAUGCCAAGAAUGAACUUGAAUUGUACAAAAGAGAAAAAAUUGAAUUAAUGUCCACUUUCUUAGAUUGUAUUUAACUUGAUAUUAUGACAAUGGAAGUACCUUACUUUGCAAUAUUUCUAUAAAUUUUGGAAAUUUACAUUUUCAUUUGUAGAUUUGCAUAUCAUGGUAGCCUAUUUUUUAUCAUUUUUUUCUGAAGCGGAAGUAUAUUUAAGAGUAGCUUCCAUACCUCUUUUACCUUGAAAAAUUGCAAUUAAUUUUAUUGCAAGUUGCAGAUAUUUAUAUAAAUGUGGCAAAUUGGCUGAAACUGUUUGGAAUUAUCAAUGACAUCAGCAGUGCACUAGACAAUCUAGUUAUUACAAGGUGUGUAACCAAGGUAAAUUGCAAUUUGUGUAAAUUACAGUUGGAUGUUAAAAAAGAGAGACCUCAUCAAUGUACCUCUGUUGGACCUGCCUUACAGAUGCAGGUGUUCACUAUUGUCAUUGUAAGCCCCCCCCCCCCCACUGAAUGGUACUAAUUUGAAUCGAAAUGACGCUCAGCAACUACAGUUACCAUUAUAUGGAAGAGUUAACCAAACUAUCAAUAAAAGAGUUGCAAUUCAAUAGUACAAGUUGAUCUUCAACCAAUCAGGAUGUUUAAUGAAACUCUUUCUGCAUCAGGGCCCAGGUCUCUACAGUGACUAUAACUCUUUUGAUAAUUUUAAGAGUUUUCAAGAGAAGACUGACAGGUUUUGAGGAAAGAGACUGUUGAAUAAUACGAGUGUAGGUACCAAGAUAAGGACCCACAUGAAAAGAACUUGCAUCUUUCCCAUUAUGGUAACACAUUGCGACAAUUUCAGAGGAAACAUUUAGAUUUGAUAAAUGCUAUGUAUUUUAUACUGAAUUUAUGUACUCCAUAUACUUAAUUUGAGUGUUUUUUUCUACAUUUUAGAAAUGUAUAUUAGGUAAGAAAAUAUGAUUUAUUUUUAUUUGAAUUUGCAAAGUGACUUUUUUUAUCAAUUGCCUCUUAUUCUUUCGAUAAAAAAAAAUAGAAAAUGAAUCAUGAAAUCAUGGCAGGAGAUAUUUGAACCAUGUAACAUACUCUCUUAAAAUCAUUAUCUCCCAUUCUGUUGAUCUAAGCAAGAAUCAACCUAGAAUGUAUUAAGUUGUGAGGAAAAACCCAAGUUUGAAACAAAUUAUUAUGAAGGUUUAUUACAAAAAU